AAAGUCGAGUUAAACAAGGAGAAAACGUCAUUUGAUUUAACAACAGGAAGUAUGGCGGAAUUAAACACAACAGCCCACGUUUCGGGAUAUGUUCUGGCGUCGUUAAUGUUCCACCAUUUCAACCGUAAUUCUGAUGUUGAAGGGUUUCUUCUUGGGGGAAUUAAAACUGAAGCAAAAAACAGCAUCACAGAUUCCCAGAUGGAUGGAGUUCAGGUUGAGUACACCAUAGACAUACAAAAACACAUUCCAUGUAGUACAGUUCACAGCUUUUAUAACUAUGUUGAAAUCAAUAAGGAAGUGCUGAAGAAAUUACUAUCCUGUCAUAAAGAGCAGAAUGUGAUUGGCUGGUACAGACAGAGGCGGAAUACAGAGCAGGUCAUGACCUUCCGAGAACGUCUGAUUCAUCAGAACCUACAAAAGUGCCUCUCCAAUCAGGAGCUGGUCUUCUUAUUGAUGACUUCCAGUGCCAUCACUGAGAGCAGCUCCACCCACAGCCUGGAAUAUGCAAUGUACAAACUUCAGGGAAGCUGUUUCCAUAAAGUCCCAGUUCUGGUGACCAACUUGGGGAUAGUAGACCAACAGGAUUACCACGCGUCUUCUAUAGCUUGUUCUUCUGUAGGUUACACACGGGUAGUAAAAAAGCUCAGCUCUAAAUACUUUAAUACAGAUGGAUCCUUGAAGGAGGUCUGUAGAAUAAAUGAAAUGAGUUCAGCACUGCAGGAGGAACUAAAGGAGACCUGCGGGAAGGUGGAGGAGAGUGAGCGAUCACUAGAGAAGCUUCUGGAUGAGGUAAACAAGCUGAGGAAGACAGUAAAGGAAAAAAAGAAGCUGUGCAUGCAAACGUUUGAGAAGAAAUGCAAAAAACCAAAAACUGAUGAGAAUGUCCUCCUGUGCCAAGCCCUGCAGAAAUUAUUCCCUGAAACAAAGACACUUCAAACUCAAACCAUUUCACUUGAGGGAACCCCCUUACCUGCCUACACCUGCAGUGCAGAUCACGGAAUUGACAUUUCAGAGGUACUGCCUCUGCUACUCGCUGACAAGAAGGAGAAUUGUGAGAGUGACACUGAAAGGCAACUGGAUCAAAGCGGAUCAGAGACUGAGGAGGACCUGCUGGAUCCCCUGAAAAUACAGAUGGCUGUCUCACAUUCCCCAACCUUCUAAGGUUCUGCUGGAAAGAGAUAAUAUGGGUGCUAUUCGCAAAUAAAUUAUUCUCGUGAGUUAUUUAAAUCAUGCUUUAUAUCAAAAACUAAAAACAAACUUAGAAAAAACAUUGUUUAAAGCUGAAAAAGACCUGUUAUAUGUGGCCAGGCACAUUUUCUUUUUAUGACCGCUCAUACAAUCAUCACUGUGUCGUCCAUUACUAAAAUCAAACAUGCACAUUUUUACAAAGCAACCUGAAACUUGGUAGAAAGUCAGAAAGAACCAAACUUCAGAUCCCUAUUGAAUAGUAGUUGGAUCACAAGUUUCUAAAUUGCACAAAUUUA
This is a messenger RNA of Acipenser ruthenus (sterlet), 1484 nucleotides long. RefSeq names its product BRCA1-A complex subunit Abraxas 1-like. Gene Ontology annotation, cellular component: nucleus. NCBI's taxonomy places the organism in Eukaryota, Metazoa, Chordata, Actinopteri, Acipenseriformes, Acipenseridae. The record is from RefSeq and is a predicted model, not a curated record. The coding region runs from base 52 to 1161 and encodes 369 amino acids. The transcript is spliced from 9 exons. Gene Ontology annotation, molecular function: microtubule binding; polyubiquitin modification-dependent protein binding. Gene Ontology annotation, biological process: mitotic spindle assembly; protein K63-linked deubiquitination; attachment of spindle microtubules to kinetochore.